This is a messenger RNA of Paramecium tetraurelia, 1722 nucleotides long. RefSeq lists its product as uncharacterized. NCBI's taxonomy places the organism in Eukaryota, Ciliophora, Oligohymenophorea, Peniculida, Parameciidae. The record is from RefSeq and is a predicted model, not a curated record. The transcript is spliced from 3 exons.
AUGCAAACCUAAGACCUUGUUGAAUAUUUAGAAUAAGAUGUCAAAAGCUUUAAUCAACUCUUUACUUUCAUUCCCUAUCAACCCUCAUUCUAUAAUUUCAUCACCAAGUAUCAAUUGAAAUCCAUUCAAAUCGAAUUGAAGAGUGAAGAAUUCUUACCAUCCAUCUUUGUUAAUGAUAAACUGCAACAUAAAAUUAAGUAUCAUCAGCAAUUCAAACAAGCCUAUGGGUUAACGAACUCUUUUGAAUUUGAUAAUACAAUCUCAAUUGAUAUUAUUUCUUAUGACAUAGAAGAAACUUAUAAAGAGAAAUUGGAAAACGAUAACAUGUAUCCCAUCUUAUUAAACUUUGCAGUUGCUAAUUCGAAUUGGAAUGCUGACUCCCUUGCUCAAUUUAUUAAUGAAAAAGCCUGCUCAUAUAAUACAAUUAAUAUUGAUCUGCUCUAUUUGAAUUUAUUUAGAUUUGCUUUGUACUUUUAAAAAUGUAAUCAAAUAACUACUUUUUUGCAUUAUCCAUCUGUCAAAUUUAGAUUAUAAGAAAUAAGACACACUAACAAAUUUGUAGAAACUCCACUAACUAAAAUGAUUACAAAAUCGAGAUCAAGUUAAAAGAAAGAAAAGGUUCAAUACAAAUUUGGAUUUCUCUCUCUUGAUCAAUCUAACCGAAUCUUUCCUUUGAUGAUUCAAGAUCCUCUUAUCUUUUAAUUGCCAUUAAUAGGUACUUGGUUAUAUUCAAAUGAUCCAUAUGAUGAACCAUUAAAUAAUAGAUAAUACAUAUGGACAAUGUUAACAGAAUAUAUUUGUAGUCCAUACAUCACCCGAAGAAUUUGUAAAGAUUAAUAUGAUUAAUUUUUAUUCAUUCAAUUCCAAAAGAAUCAAUCUCCAUAGUUCUUUGAAGUUAGCAUUCAAGAAGACCCUCAAUAUAAAAUUGUAAGAUCUUAAGAGAGAAUACUUAAUCUAGAUCAUCAUUAAAUUGAUCUAGCAUCUGCUUAACCAUUUAAAUAAAUUGAAAAAAUGGCAGAUUUAUAUAAUCCUAUCUGCAAUACCAAUCAGAAUCCAAAUAAGACUUAAAAUAUUAAUAAACAGGAAAUUCGAUCUGCAGAACCUAUUCAAACUAUUGAAUAAUCAUUUUAAUAGGAAAGCACAGUUAAACAGCCACCAGUCCCUUAACCUUUAGACUCCAAUUAAAGUUAUUAAUCUGCAAAUUUCCCUUAAAAUUAGCAUUUAACAGAAAAAUUAGUUAUCAUGUAAUCAGAAUAGUUAAAAUUAAUGCAAACACAAAUUAUAGAUUUAUAAAGAGCUCUACUUCAUUAAAUGCAAUAACCAAAUGUGCAAUAACCCAUGAGUCCUCCGAGAAAUGAAUAGACAUUUCAUCCAUCAAAUAAAAGAAUUGGUUUGCCAGUAUAGAAGAUAGAUUUCUUAAGUGAAUAAUUGAAAUUGAAAACUCAAUCUAAAAAAAAAGAAUAAGAAAUAGAAGAGAUAGCUUAAUAAAUAUUAUGUGACAAGAUAGAAUCGAUGUAAAAUUCAACUAGGAAUUCUAUUAAUAAAUUAAUCUCAUAAAAUAAUUCAAAUAACUCUGAUACUUCUCAUCAAUUCAAAAUUUCAACUAAUAAAAAACAAUCUUUAGGCGAUUUAAUUAUAUCUAUGAAAGAUAGUGACAUUAAGAGAUAAAUUAAAAGAAACUAAGCCAUGAUUUAAGGAUAUCAAUGGAAAUACUCAACAUGA